UGAAAAAUGAUUGAAAAUUUUUUCCAUCAAAAUAUCUAUUUUGAACCCGUCUCGUACAAGUCCACGAACAAUUUAUCGCUCGAGUUGACACUCCCCUAUUCCAGAAUUCUACUGAGAAACGCCAUUGACGAUAGCAAUUCCCAUCUACAUUCCCAGGAAUUGAAGAAAAGGAAGAAAUAUGGGGAUACAGAAGAUUGAGACAGGUCACCAGGACACAAUCCAUGAUUUCCAAAUGGACUACUAUGGAAAACGAAUAGCCACUGCAUCGUCUGACCAUACAAUUAAGAUUAUUGGGGUGAGCAACAACUCCCACCAGCAUCUUGCUACACUGAGUGGUCAUCAAGGCCCUGUUUGGCAGGUUGCUUGGGCACAUCCUAAAUUUGGGUCGAUCCUUGCUUCUUGUUCCUAUGAUGGAAAGGUUGUUAUAUGGAAAGAAGGUAAUCAGAAUGAGUGGGCACAAGCAAAUAUUUUUGAUGAUCACAAAUCUUCGGUCAAUUCAAUUGCUUGGGCGCCACAUGAGGUUGGCCUUUGUCUUGCUAGUGGAUCAUCAGAUGGAAAUAUCAUGGUUUAUACUAUGAGGUCUGAUGGUGGAUGGGAUUCGAUAACGAUAGAUCAAGCCCACCCGGUUGGGGUAACCUCCGUUUCUUGGGCACCUGCCACUGCUCCUGGUGCUCUUGUAGCUGCUGGUGUACAGGAUCCUGUUCAGAGGCUUUGCUCAGGGGGUUGUGACAACACGGUGAAGAUUUGGAAACCCAAUAAUGGGUCAUGGAGGAUGGAUUGCUUCCCAGCUCUCCAAAUGCAUACUGAUUGGGUUCGAGAUGUUGCUUGGGCACCAAAUUUGGGGCUCCCAAAAUCAACCAUUGCAAGUGCUUCACAAGACGGCAAGGUGAUCAUUUGGACCGUUGCAAGGGAAGGUGAUCAGUGGGAAGGCAAGGUGUUGAAUGAUUUUAAAACCCCAGUUUGGAGGGUAUCGUGGUCCUUAACAGGCAACAUUUUGGCUGUUGCAGAUGGUAAUAACAAUGUGACAUUGUGGACUGAAGCUGUUGAUGGAGAUUGGCAAAUGGUAACUACAGUUGAUUCUUGAGAUGAAACUACUAUAUUUGGAACCUUUUCUUGGUAUGUUCAGAGUAUUUUCUGUUGCUCUUGGCUAUUUGAGAUUAUCAUUGGUUUACAUGAUAGUAUUGUUGGAUUUUGUUCACAUUUAGUAAUUCCCAUUUUACAAACCUGGAAUCUGUUGUGUACUUUGUUACUCAAUUUUUUUUUCUAGUGCUCAUUUAGUCAUUUCUUAGACGGUCUUCCAUAUUGAUUAUAACAUGAUCAAAUGGCCUAGAAAAGAUGUGCUUCAAAUCAGUUUUCAGUCUAUUGAAGACAUUAUCAACCAUUUCAGAAGGUUAAUUUUGAUGAAAUAUAUUCUCCUUUGAA
Amaranthus tricolor (Joseph's coat) is the source of this 1422-nucleotide messenger RNA. RefSeq names its product protein transport protein SEC13 homolog B-like. Lineage: Eukaryota; Viridiplantae; Streptophyta; Magnoliopsida; Caryophyllales; Amaranthaceae. Bases 179 to 1084 code for a protein of 301 amino acids. Gene Ontology annotation, molecular function: structural molecule activity; protein binding. The record is from RefSeq and is a predicted model, not a curated record. Gene Ontology annotation, cellular component: COPII vesicle coat; nuclear pore outer ring. Gene Ontology annotation, biological process: protein import into nucleus; COPII-coated vesicle budding. The transcript has 2 exons.